This is a messenger RNA of Brenthis ino (lesser marbled fritillary), 945 nucleotides long. The record is from the annotation of a GenBank genome assembly. NCBI's taxonomy places the organism in Eukaryota, Metazoa, Arthropoda, Insecta, Lepidoptera, Nymphalidae.
AUGAUGAAAUUAGUGGACCAGGUUGUUAGGAGUUUUAAGGUCGCAAAAGUAUUUCGGGAAAAUACAGAUAAAAUAAACAGUAUAGAUUUCUCCCCUACGGGUGAGACAUUAAUUUCUUGUAGUGAAGAUGAUCAAAUUGUAAUUUAUGACUGUGAAAAAGGAACACAAAUGAUUACCGUAAAUAGUAAAAAAUAUGGUGUGGAUUUAAUACACUUUACACAUGCUAAAAAUACAGCAAUUCACAGUUCUACAAAAGUUGAUGACACAAUAAGAUAUUUGUCACUCCAUGACAAUAAGUACAUUAGAUAUUUCCCUGGGCAUACCAAAAAAGUUGUUACACUUUGUCUAUCUCCUGUAGAAGACACUUUUUUGUCUGGAUCAUUAGAUAAAACAUUACGUCUCUGGGAUUUACGUUCCCCAAAUUGUCAAGGCUUGAUGCAUUUGUCGGGUAGACCAGUUGCAGCAUAUGAUCCUGAGGGUCUUAUAUUUGCAGCAGGUGUGAACUCUGAGAGUAUAAAAUUAUAUGACUUGAGAUCGUUUGAUAAAGGACCUUUUGUGACAUUUAAGUUAAAUCAAGAAAAAGAAUGUGAUUGGACAGGACUUAAGUUUUCACGAGAUGGUAAAACAAUGCUUAUAAGUACUAAUGGUUCUAUAAUUCGUCUAGUGGAUGCCUACCAUGGAACACCACUUCAAACAUUUACUGGGCAUUUAAACAAUAAGGGUAUUCCUAUUGAAGCCUCAUUCAGUCCAGACUCACAAUAUAUAUUUAGUGGAUCAACAGAUGGAAGAGUUCAUGUCUGGAAUGCAGAUACAGGCUAUAAAGUAUGUGUUUUAAAUGGAGAUCAUCCUGCUCCUAUACAGUGUGUUCAGUUCAAUCCCAAAUAUAUGUUAUUAGCCUCUGCAUGCACUAAUAUGGCUUUUUGGCUACCAACUAUAGAUGAUGUG